This is a messenger RNA of Balaenoptera acutorostrata (minke whale), 1044 nucleotides long. RefSeq names its product centrosomal protein of 78 kDa-like. The record is from RefSeq and is a predicted model, not a curated record. Gene Ontology annotation, cellular component: centrosome. The transcript has 6 exons. Lineage: Eukaryota; Metazoa; Chordata; Mammalia; Artiodactyla; Balaenopteridae.
CGUGCAAAAAGCAACAGGGCUUUCCAUUCAUCAAAGCUCGUGAUGUAUGUAAUCAGGUGCAGGUCCAUCAGAAUUUCCUGUGACUGUGACAGUAGAGAGUCCUUCCUCCUCAGAAAUCGAAGAGGUCGAAGAUUCCUCAGAAAGUGUUCAGGAAGAGCCAGAGAAAAUCAGUUUGAAACAAGAAGCAUUGCAGGCCUUCAUGCCCACUCAUUGACAAGCAUGAUCCUGGAUGAUGAAGGUGUUUUGGGCAGCACUGAGAAUUCUUUUCAGAAGUUCCAUGCUUUCUUGGAUCUCCUUAAAGAUGCUGGGCUUGGGCAGCUGGCCGCAAUGGCUGCUAUAGAUCAGUCAGAUUUUCAUUUACUAGGUCGUCCCCAUAUGAAUUCUACUGUUAGCAGUCCACCUAAAGAAGAAAAGAAGGCACUUGAAGAAGAAAAAUCAGAAUCAAAGCAGAGUGUCCCAGUACAAACGCAAAAUCUCCAAUUUCAGAAAAUUACAGGUGAUGCUGGGACUCCUUUGCCUCUCGACUCCUUCCAUGUCCCAGUCUCUACUCAGGAGGCCUUAGAAACUUCCAAAGACAACCUGGGGGUCCCAGUCACAUAGCAGCGGCAGGAGCCUUUUGAAGAUUUCAUUGCUAGAACAUGUUCUCCUUCAGCAGACGUCAUUUCUGGAACUGGAAGUCAAAGAAAAGAAGAGGAAUUAUCUAGAAAUAGCAGGUCUUCUUCAGAGAAAAUGAGCAAAGCAGGUGAAUAUACCGAAAAAUACUCUGCUAAGAAACAACCUGGGAAGGACCUGCAUUCCUGCUCUGACUCACCUGUAAAGCAGAAAAGCAAAGGAAUUGGGCAAAAUAAUUCUUUGCUUAAUGAACCAAUUAGAAGUGAGUCUUUGAAAAAACACAUUUUUGUUAAGAAAGAGAGUAGAAUAGUGACUGUUUCAUCAAAGACAACUAAAAGUAAACUCAAUCUACUAGAACAUUCUGAAAGUGAUACUCGUGGAUCUGAUUGUGAAUUUCAAGAAAGCAUCCAUACUCCAUCACACCUAACAUAG